AAACGAAUGAAUAUACGUACGGUUUAACAAGGACAGUGUAUACAGAGACUUCCGGUAAUUUGUUUUGCUGAGGAUUUCGAGUGUCAUCAGCAGCUAGUUAUUUAUUUUGUGAUUCAUAAGAAACCUAGCUUAAAAUGAGAUGAAAUUAAGUUGAAAAACUAAUGAUAUCAUCCACAGAUUAACAUAAACUGAUCUACAGACGAUUAAGUAGUUCUUCCUGAGAUGUUUGUGAUUGUGGAGAGCAGGUAGCAGGAUGGAGAAGAAACAGGCCCUGCGGAGCUUUAUAGACAGCACUGGGCUGGAACCAGACCUGGCCGCCAAUAUCUUAUCUGAAGUUGGCUGGGAUGUUGGGCAGGGGAUUCGGAGAUUUGAGGAUUACAUCAGAAUGGGGAGGAUCAAGCCUGUCUACCCCCCUCCUCAAGUGUCCGCUGGGUGGAUAGAUGGUCCCUCCCAGAGACUGCCAGGGGGGACACUCAGAUCGGGGGACAGGAAACCCACCCCAAACUUACCAGGUCAUGUGUCUGGUACACAGUGGGCUGAUCCAUACGGAGAGGUGAGGAACCCCCCAGUAGAACGUAUUAUCCCAAUAGAGAGGAUGCCUGACAAAGGGCACAGUGUGAUGUUCCCUGUCAACUCUACACAGCCCCCAGUCCUACAUCACUCUGUACUGAAUCCUCGGAUCUCUACUCCCCCAGCAGUGGCCCCUAAACCUCUGAUUCAUUCAUGGUCAGCUGGCCCACCCCCCAUCAGCACUAACCCCCCUGGACCUAAGUUAAUGGACCCUCAUCCCUCUGCCUCAACUCCUCAGCAACCACUAGUCAACAUUAGGCCAACCACCCACCCUUCACAGGUAGCCAGUACCAAGUCAACAACUCAGCCAAAAAUCAGUGACAAGUCAGUCACCCAGCCACAAGUUGUCAAUAAGCCAGCUGCUUCCCAGCAGUUGGGGAAUACCAAAUUACAGAAUACUGAAAACUCCAGACCCUUAGUCAUGUCAGUUAGUGUUGGGGAACCAGUCAAGAUCCCUACCACCACCACAGGCAAACACGUAACAACUUCAUCAAACUCAAAGACUGUCGCACCAUCACAACCAGUCACACCAUCCCCCCAUGUGACACAGCCAGCCACUAGAUCCACAGCCACAAGUAGUCAGAGUACCCCCACAAUGAAUGAACUUUCCAAAAAGUCCUCAGCAGCAGACACAAAGGCUGUGACACCCUCUCCAACAGCCUCCCCGCGGCCUCUGAAGCGAGGGUUCUCUAAGAUCGUGGAGAAUGAGUCACUGGUGGACCUGGCUAGGAAAGGUCUGAUGGAGGAUAUAUCCGAGGACAGCCACGACCACAUGUACGUCCAAACGUUCGUCCUGCCAGACCUCACCGUCUUCUCCGCAGAUUACCGUGCCUUCCUCGAGAAAGACCUGAUCGAGACUUCAACCCUUGUGUCACUGGAACAAGCUGGACGUCUGAAUUGGUGGGCAGAAAUGGGAAUCUGUCAGCGAUUGUUGCCUAUGGCUACCUCAGGAGAUGGAAACUGUCUUUUGCAUGCUGCCUCAUUAGCAAUGUGGGGAAUCCACGAUCGGCAGCUAAUGCUGAGGAAGGAACUCUACGAGACCUUGACAAAAAAGCCGUACAGACACGCUUUAUACAGGAGGUGGCGCUGGCAGCAGACGGUACAGAACGAAGAGGCUGGUCUGAUAUUCUCGGAGGAAGAGUGGCAGACAGAGUGGAAUAGUGUACUGAAGUUGGCGUCCACAAAACCUCGGCUGUUACCGGGAAUUCGGAGGAAUAGCAGCUGUUGUGACAGCCCCAUAACUAACUCUAGCGAGUACGUUACAUCCAGUGAUGAGAAUUCACCUGUGAUUUACGAGAGCUUGGAGGAGUUCCAUGUGUUUGUGCUCUCUCACAUCUUACAGCGUACAAUAGUCAUCGUGGCUGAUACAAUACUAAAGGACUCCAUGGGGGAGGCUUUAGCCCCCAUACCAUUUGGAGGGAUUUAUCUCCCCCUUGAAUGUGAUCCAAAGAGCUGUUACCAGUCUCCUCUGUUGCUGACUUAUGAUGCAGCACAUUUCUCAGCAUUAGUUCCUAUGGAAACAGAUGAAAAAGACAGUCUUCCAACUGCAAUCCCAUUGGUUGAUCCCUCAUUGAAGAUACUCCCUGUACAUUUCCUAGUGGACCCCGGGCCUUCAUAUAACUGGGAAACCAAAAUCAGUGCACCAGAAUCUCACAGCAAAAUGGUGUACAGUGAGGAGGACAAGAUAAACUUACUGAAAUCUUACCUACAAAUAGAGCGUCUUCCAGCCACUCAUUUGGAGUACGAUAGUGACUGUGACAGAAGGAGUGGAGGCUCCUAUGAAUCUGAUGACAAUACCAAGAAAAAAGAUAAACAGGGCUCACAGCAAGGAGUCACCAAGCAGUUUGGGAGUUUGGGGAAAAGUAUCAACAAAAAGAUUAAAAAGAACUUUGGCAGUGUAGGAAAAGCCUUGAAGAGCAUGGGACCAGAGCAGAAAUUGAGUAAAAAAGGAUCAGUGGGUAGUGGCUUAACACAGAGUACACGUGUACCCUUGACUAUAGCAGCCAUGGCUGAGCAGGAGCAGUCACUGGUUCUCUGUGCCAAGGUCUCCACAAAGCAGACCGACGUACACAAGGAAAUGAUAAAAAAUUACAUGCUGGAUGCUCGGCAUCAAUUCCAGCAGGACAGACAGAAGAUGCAGGCAAGAGGUGAGGAGAUACGGAGGCGAUCCAUGGAGAUGGAUAGAAACAACGAAUGUAUAACUCCUGGCUGUAAGAUGUAUGGUAACUCUGAGACUCACUACAUGUGUUCCAAGUGCUUUAAUGACCACAAGCAGGAAGCUGAAAUGCAGGAAAAGUACAAAGGUGGAGGUCAUUUAAAGGGCAAGUCGGAUGGUGUGGAAAGUUACGGGAAAUCAAAAUUUUAUUUACCGACAGAGGAGGAAGAUCCUAAGCCUAAAGCCAAUAAAAUAAAUACCUCAACUUCUAAUCCCGUCCACAUGGCUCCCCAAAAGGUCAAUCUUCCACCGGAGAGAACUCAGGCUGAGGUCAGGCCGCGCCCUCAGUCGUUCUCCCACGGCAACACGACAAAAACGGCUCCUGAGACAGAUACGAGGGAUAUCCGCUCCUUGUCAAACCCGAUCAGAGCCCGCACGCCGUCACCAGAUUACGACAAUGUUGACUAUUCCUUCAGGCUUCGGGAGAUUCCAGUCACUGUGACCAAUCUCACCCCCUCCUCUCCCCAGCCCAACAGACGACCUGCCUCUGAUAUUGUCAAACCUGUAGGUCAACCCAAAGCUGCUAAACCAUGCAAGACCUCUGGCUGUGGUUUUUAUGGAAGCCCAGAACAAAAUGAUUACUGUUCUGCCUGUUAUAAGAAAGUGAAGCAGAGACAGGAACAACAGCAGCUGACACGUGUCUGAUACUUAGCCAUUAUUUAUAUCAUAAGAUACUCAAGGUAGGGUCCAGGUCUUAGAUUUGAUACUCAGAGUAGAUUUGAUAUGUUAGAUGCUGGAGUAAAUGUUUAGAAGUUUGACAUGCACUUUGGUAAGGAUGUUAGAUUAGAUGAUACAUUUAGUGUUCAGAUUUUUGAUUUGAUACUGGGAUUGAAUUUUUGAAUUUAAUUCUGAGUUGUUUUUUUUUCAUGCAGUCAUACAAAUUGUAUAGAAUACUGAAUAUGGUAUUUAGCUGGCUAAUAAUGACUAAAAGGACAAUGACACAAAAUCUGAAGUUUUUUUUUAUCUUCAAACAUUUUGGAAGAAUUUCAUAACUUACAUAUUACAACAUUUCAGACUGAUAUAUUAAUAUAAAAACCAGUUAAGAAACUUAUUUUACCGGUAUCUGAAAAUUAUCAAAACUAU
Saccostrea cuccullata (small rock oyster) is the source of this 3868-nucleotide messenger RNA. Its product is annotated as OTU domain-containing protein 7B-like. Gene Ontology annotation, molecular function: K63-linked polyubiquitin modification-dependent protein binding; DNA binding; zinc ion binding. Gene Ontology annotation, biological process: protein deubiquitination involved in ubiquitin-dependent protein catabolic process; protein K63-linked deubiquitination; protein K48-linked deubiquitination. The coding region runs from base 254 to 3430 and encodes 1058 amino acids. Lineage: Eukaryota; Metazoa; Mollusca; Bivalvia; Ostreida; Ostreidae. The record is from RefSeq and is a predicted model, not a curated record. Gene Ontology annotation, cellular component: nucleus; cytoplasm. The transcript has 12 exons.